Molecule: messenger RNA, 1029 nt
Organism: Scedosporium apiospermum
Lineage: Eukaryota; Fungi; Ascomycota; Sordariomycetes; Microascales; Microascaceae
Exons: 4
Coding region: 1-1029 (342 amino acids)
Biological process (GO): iron ion transmembrane transport
Cellular component (GO): high-affinity iron permease complex; plasma membrane
Molecular function (GO): ferrous iron transmembrane transporter activity
Source: RefSeq, a predicted model, not a curated record
AUGGCGCCUCAAGUCUUUUCAGUUCCCGUAUUCCUCAUUGUCCUCCGAGAGACCAUCGAAGCGGGCAUCGUGGUAUCUGUCCUGCUUGCGUUCCUCAAACAGACGCUUUGUGGACCUAAUGGGGAUAGAGCGGUUUACAAGUCAAUGGUGAAGCAAGUUUGGAUUGGCGCUCUGCUUGGCUUUUUGGUCUGCCUAAUUAUCGGAGGCGCUGUCAUUGGCACCUUCUAUCGACUCGGUAAAAAUGUGUGGCAGUCCGCUGAAAACAUCUAUGGAGGAGUUUUCUACCUCAUUGCCGGUGUCAUCAUCACCGUCAUGGGAGUUGCGCUCCUGCGGAUUGGCAAGAUGCAAGAAAAGUGGCGCGUGAAGCUGGCCAAGGCCUUGGAGGGCCCUGUGAAUACCACCACCGGCGUUAACAGGUUUAAGCGCUUCACUGCCAAGUACUCGCUAUUCAUCCUGUCGUUCAUCACUGUUCCUCUCGGUAUCCCGGGGUUUUCUGACGAAUUUCAAAGGGGAGGCUCCCUGACGUCACUGCAAAUCUUCCUCAUUGGGUCCACAUGCUUGCUCUACUUGGUAGCGGCAGGCCUCAUGGCUCGCGCGGUUUGGUAUUUUGAAGCGCAACACUGGAAUACUCUCAUUGGUGGCGGCGAUGCUGCAGAGCUUGGAGCUGGGCCGGGCUCCUACGAUCUCCACAGGAGCGUCUGGCAUGUCAAUUGUUGUAACCCUGAAUUUAACGGUGGCGGUGGCUGGGGCAUAUUUAAUGGUAUCCUCGGAUGGACGAACUCUGCCACUAUCAGCACUAUCCUCACAUACAACCUCUAUUGGUUGGCAGUGAUUGUGACAUUCUUGCUUCUGGGGUACAAGGAUAUUCGCGGGCACUGGCCGUUUAUGAAGUCUAAGGAGUCUAUCGAGGGUGACUCUGAGCAAGACCGGGACUCGAACAAUUUGGAGGUUGGCGAAGCAGGACUGAGUAUGACCGGAGCGUAUAAGACUGUUCCCAUCGAGGCGCCCAAGGAGGUAGAAGAGAAAUAA